AUGACCAAAGAGACAUCUGACACUGCAAUUCUUCCAGGCAUACAAAGAUGUAUUAUUCGGCACCUUCGCGGACAUCAACCCAGAGUUCACUGGACAGCAUCCAGACUAUACCAGUCCAGCUCUUGGACGCGCGGUUCGUCGACUCGAACAAACUCCGUCCUCGGCUCAACAAGAUCUUCGACGGCCAAAACUACGAACUUGAGCUGUCUCACGGGCAGUGGCGUAUUCUCGACGCUCCAAAACUCUCACCACAAAACAAGUCAAGCUUGCUCCUAUGAGCUCGCUAUCUGUGUCAGCAUAGCAGGAACGCAAAGACCAUGA
This is a messenger RNA of Exophiala oligosperma, 321 nucleotides long. RefSeq lists its product as uncharacterized. Lineage: Eukaryota; Fungi; Ascomycota; Eurotiomycetes; Chaetothyriales; Herpotrichiellaceae. The transcript has a single exon. Bases 1 to 321 code for a protein of 106 amino acids. The record is from RefSeq and is a predicted model, not a curated record.